Ascoidea rubescens DSM 1968 is the source of this 1340-nucleotide messenger RNA. RefSeq lists its product as uncharacterized. NCBI's taxonomy places the organism in Eukaryota, Fungi, Ascomycota, Saccharomycetes, Ascoideales, Ascoideaceae. The transcript has a single exon. The coding region runs from base 204 to 1031 and encodes 275 amino acids. The record is from RefSeq and is a predicted model, not a curated record.
GCUUGCUAUGCUCUACGCAGGCUUUUGGGUGUGCGAGUGUGCAAUAUUCGUCGGUAUUCUCUUGUGCUCACUGAGCCAUUUCCCAGCUUUCUUUGUCUCUCUUCGUCGCUUCCUCUACACCUCUUGAAUAACCGCUGCCUCUACCACUAACUGCAAACUGCUACAACUGCUCACUGCUCCAACUUCUCAGCUCCCACAACUCCAUGCCUGCUUUCUACAUCGCGCCUGUGGCGCUUGGUGUCGCCCUUACCAUCGGCAUUUCCCUAGCCCUUUACGAAAACAAAGAAUCAAUAAAGGAAUCCAUAUCCAACACCGUUGACGACUUUAAAUUCACCUACAACUUGUUAAAGAAAAGGAGAAAUGACAGGUUACAUUCAGAUAAUAUUAUGAUUAGCGCCAAUGGUCCUAACACCCCAAACUAUCCAAAUUCCCAACGUUCUUCAAACGACAAUUACAACAAUCUUAACACUCUCGAUACCAGUAAUAUCUACCACCAUGAUAACGAUAGCCCAACUGAUACCGAAAAUCCCUUUUCUGACGCUUCCACCCACUCCCGUGGUCUCGCACGCAAGCUUUCUGGAAAUUAUAUCACCGGUAACGUCAGCCAAAUUUCUACCAACCAAAAUCACAUUGCCGAUUACAACCAUCUUGCCACCUCUGAUGACAACAACAACAAUAAGGACGACUCAGACGAUGAUAUCUACAAUUCUCAAAGAAUCGCCCUUUUAGAAAAUAAUUCCCAAUCUUAUUCAACCGCUUCAAUCUUCAAUAACAACGCUAACACCGCUAUUAUCACAAAACUUAACAAAACACAUACAAACGAUUCUCACAUUUCCCAUAAUUCUUCGCUUUUGUCAAACUCAACAACAUCCUGGAAUCUCAUAAAUCAAGACAACCACCUAAUUGAUCAUGACACUGAAUCCGAAACUGCCUCAAUCAUCAAUUCUGUCUCUUUUUCCGAUUCGGAUGUGGAUUACAACCAUAUUCAAACUCACAAUAUCAUUGCCAGAAAUUCAAAAAAAUUAAUCUAAUUCCAUCUCUCAACUCGUUUUUUCUCCUUUUUUUUUCUUUAUUUCGUUUUAUCUCUCUCUUACGCGUUUUAUUUUUUGUUUUCUUGUUUUCUUGUUUUCUUUCCAUUUAUUUCUUUAUCCUGUUGUUUUGGUCAUACUCUAAUUUCUCUCUCUUAUUUUUACUUUUACUCAUACUCCUUGGAAUCUUCAUUGCUUAUUUCAAUACACACUUUAUUUCACCUAUUCUUAAUUAAAUACAUCUCUCUUUCUCUCUAUAAAUAUUAAUAAAUAUAUAAUCACGUGGUCGGGCUUUUUUCCUUUCAUUUUUCU